UCGCCAGGGAGACCGAGCAACAGGCCCGGGAGACCGAGCAACAGGCUCGGCCCGGCACGGGGGUUGUGUCUGUCCGGGGGCCGUGUCCGGGCGUCGAGUCCGAGGACUCUGCCCCGGGAUCUGCGUCCGUCCGGGGUCUCUUUCCCCGGUCUGUAUCCGUCUGGGAGCUCUGUCCGAGGAGCUCCACAAAACGAGCUGGUGGCACAUUUAAACUUCUGAGAGUGUGACAACACACCACAACUUGUGGCAGCGGCGUGGUGAGGAUUGCUGGAAAAAUUCAGGUUUCCUGAAUGGCAAACCAGGUUUAUGUUAAGACAUGGUGACGGACUUUGAUGAAAAACAUGACGAGUAUUUAAUAUCCCUCCAGCAGAGAAACCGGCUGCAGGAACGGUUAAAAAGAAAAGAUCCUGUGCAAACCAGACUGGAGCAGCUGGAAAAAGGAUUUUCUCUGUAUGUGAAUGGAGCUAACUCUGAGCUGAGAAAGUACCGCAGGAAAAUCACCCCACACCUGAGAAACAGAUCCAAAGCCACCAGGACAAAGGAAGCAGCCCAGCUAGAAGAGAGUGGGCUGCCAGAACACAGCACUCAGACUGCCCCAAGCAAGAUACAGCGCAGGAACUGGCUUCAGGAAACUGUGGCAAUUAAAACAGAAGGAGGAGGUAAACUGUACAUUAAACCAUCUCUGGUGUACUCUGAUGAUUUUGAGCCUUAUGAAAGCUUGGCUGUGGAGAGCAGCAGUGAUGAUGAUGAUGGUCCUCUCUCCCAGCAGGAAUUGAGCAGCAGCUUGCAGCGCAGCAUGGACGAGAAGAGGAUGGAAGAAGACUCCCUUAGUGAUGAUUAUGACUCUGUUGAAGAGGAUGUGUUUUCAGAACCAUCUCCCACUGAGGAAGCAAUUACAGGCUUCGAAGGCCUUCAGUUGGAUAGCAGUGGGGCACUGCAGAAGGAAGGCUCUGAGCCUCAGGAUUCUGGGAGAUGCUCUAGCCUUGAUUCCGGUGCCUCGACUGUGUUGAACCAGGAUCAAAGCAAAGUGAAGCCAGUGCAAGUUCUCUCAGCCAAAAGAAAGGACAGUGCUGAAGUGUACAUUCCUGUCAAACCAGUCAUGCUGGAAAAUAAAGGCACUCAGCCGCUCUCUGCUGAGUUCUUGCACCACGACAGACAUGAAACAAUUUGUUCUAAGCCUGUAAGUCGGCCAGAAACAUCCCUUUCAGUAACCAGGAAGAGUGUGUGUGAGAAGGAUCCUGACCUCUCUGUUUCAGCUGUUGUUCAAGCAGUGCAGAGUGAGAAUCAAUUCUUGCAGGGAGAUAUGCAAAAGCAAGCAGUUGACACAACCUCCCAAAAGGAGACAUUUUCUGUUUCACCUAUUCUUUCUGCAAAGACUGAACCUCCAGAAAAACGCCAGACAAGGACUACAGUCACCAAAGCUGUGGAGAGAUUCUGCCCUUUUGGAAGCAGACAAAAGAAGAGACUCCUGAAAAGCUUCACGGAGCGUCGGAGUCAUUCUGCCUGUGACAGUGACAGAUCCCUGGCUGGUGGCAAAGCUGGAGUAGGUUCCAUGUGGAGAGACAAGAUGCCAGCCAGUGUGGAAGUACAUGAUGCCACUUAUGUGACUAUGGAACUUCUUUCCAACUGGGGGAACCCAGCAAACGUGGGCCUGAGCCAGGUGGAAUUCUUUGAUUUACACGACAAGAGGAUCUUUGUGUCUCCUCAUGACGUGGACAUUCGAAAUGCUGACAACUCAGGGGAUUUGUGCUGCCUGGUCAAUAAGAACUUAAAUCUCCCCAAGGACAGCUGCCUUUGGAUGUGCCCUUUCCACCCACCCGUCCAACUUUACUUUGUUAUCCGCAAUCCCACCCGCUCACGUGACUUUGGUAUAUCCAAGAUCAAGAUUUGGAAUUACAACACAACAACUCCCAGUGACCUGGAUAUUGGAGCAAAGAAGGUGAAGUUGUAUGUUGAUGAGAACCUUGUAUUUGAUGGUCAAUUAGAGAGAGGCUCUGGAAGUCUCCUUGCUGACCAGAACACUACAAUUGACCUUAGAGAUCACAAGCAAGAUACCUCAGCAUCUCCCUCAGCUGAGAGGAAAGAAGGAAAUGCACCUGCAGGCCCAGACAAGAAAACAGACCUGCAUUUUAAAUGCUCAGAAUUGAGCAGUGCUUCACUGAACUGGAAAGCUCUGCUAGAAGGAAAUCUAGAGCCUCAGAUGAACUCAAUCAGCUUCACAAAGAAAAAUUUGUCUCAGUUAGAGGAUGAUCUAAAAGAGUUCCCAUCUCAAGUUUGUACAAAAGAUGCCAAAGAGGAGGCAGCAGCAGUUCCAGAGAACGUUCUGUCUGAUGAUGAGCUUUGUUUGAGUGAGCAAAUGGAAAAGUUAACAGGAAGAAAACUGACUGCUUCUGCAGGUGCACUUCCUUCUUGGUUACAGUCCUCUUCCCAGCUAACACAGAAUGAUCAAGUUGCUCCCAGUAGGCAGAAGCCUCCAUGGCUUGCUACAGAAGAGAAUUCCAACUCAAGAUUGCAAACACAGCCAGAUGAAAUCAUGAACAACUUCUCAGAUCUGAAAAAUGAGGAUGUCAAAUGUCAGAGGCAUGAACUGGGAGGACCCAAUAAUAGAAAUGCAACUGGAGAUGGGAGAUCACAAAUGCUUACCAAAAAGGAUGCUGAUGUGGACUUGGACAUUUUUGGCGACCUUUCUAACAAAAACUGCUGCAGUUUACAGUACCCUGUGAGUGGAAGGAGAAGUGUCAUAUCUGGUAAAAAGCUGGGAUUAAACGCAAAAAAUCUUGGAGAAGAUGAUUCUGCUCUCAAAGAUGAAGACUUUCCCAUCAAGGACGUAGCAACCUCUAGAAUGAAGUGGUGCAGUGAGCAAGAACACACUCUGCAGGAGUCCUGGAACUCCUUGGUGAAAUUUAAUUAUUCCCACCGUGGCCGGAUCUCGAACAUGGAUUUUCAAGGGGAUAUCUUUGAUGAAUUUCUCCAUCAACAGAAAAUCAGCCGGCCUGGAGAACAUCAGAGAAAAGAGGGACUGCAAACACUACCAAAGAGGCAAGAGGAAGAAAAUUCUGUGGACAUAGAGGAUGGCAGUGAUUUUAAAAUCCCUGUUUUACCUUGUGGGCAGCACUUGGUGAUAGACAUCCGAACAACGUGGGGAGACAGACAUUAUGUUGGUCUGAAUGGAAUUGAAGUUUUCAGUUCUAAAGGAGAGCCUGUUCAGAUUGCAAAAAUAACAGCUGAACCUCCUGAUAUAAAUAUUUUACCAGCUUAUGGAAAUGAUCCCAGGGUAGUAACCAACCUGAUAGAUGGGGUGAAUCGGACCCAGGAUGAUAUGCACCUGUGGCUGGCACCAUUCACCCCUGGAAAACCUCACUUUGUCUUCAUUGACUUUGUGAAUUCCUGUCAGGUAGCAAUGAUUAGGAUCUGGAAUUACAACAAAUCCCGAAUCCACUCCUUCCGAGGUGUGAAAGACAUUAUCAUGGUGUUGGAUGAGCAAUGCAUCUUUAAAGGAGAGAUUGCCAAAGCCUCAGGAACCUUGUCUGGAGCUCCAGAGCACUUUGGGGAUACCAUAUUGUUCACUACUGAUGAUGAUAUUCUUGAAGCCAUUUACUGCUAUGAUGAAACAUAUGAUGGAGAAAUGAGAGAUUCCAACUCCCUGAGAUAUGAGGAAGAGCUGAAGAGGCCAACAACUGCAGACAGGGAAGGAGAUGAGAGACCUUUUACACAAGCAGGGUUGAGAACAGGGAAUCAACAGGUUCAACAGCCAGACUCUGUCUCUGAAUGCAUACCAAAGGAAACAGGAAUAUUUACUGGAAAAUGCCUGCAACUGAACUUUACCAUGACCUGGGGAGACUGUCAUUACCUGGGACUGACAGGACUUGAAGUGAUAGGAAAGGAUGGGCAAGCAUUAAAAAUCAAUGCAGAACAGAUUUCUGCUUCACCCCGAGACUUAAAUGUUCUUCCAGAGUACACAGGAGAUUCCAGAACGUUAGAAAAGUUAAUAGAUGGGACUAAUAUCACAGUGGAGGAUGACCAUAUGUGGCUCAUUCCCUUCUCUUUUGGAGAAGAUCAUCUGCUCACAAUCCAUUUUGAUAAAACUGAAAGUAUUGCAGGGCUCCGCUUUUGGAACUAUAAUAAAUCUCCAGAGGAUACCUACAGAGGGGCUAAGGUGGUACAUGUGAUUCUGGAUGGGCACAGCAUCUCCCCCCAGGAGGGUUUCCUUAUCCGCAAGGGACCAGGCAACUGCCACUUUGACUUUGCUCAAGAAAUUCUCUUUCUUGACUAUCUACGGCCCCAACCAAUUCCUAAAGUACACAGGAGGACUGCUUCGAGGAUACUGGAACAAGCCAGUAUGGAUUAUGAAGCACCAUUAAUGCCCUGUGGUUUUAUUUUCCAGUUCCAGCUCCUGACGAGUUGGGGUGAUCCCUACUACAUUGGUCUGAAUGGGCUGGAGUUGUUCAAUGAACAUGGAGAGCAAAUCCUACUGACUGAAAACAAUAUUGCUGCUUUUCCAGAUAGUGUCAACAUUUUAGAAGAUGUAUCUGGAGACAUCCGGACUCCAGACAAACUGAUUGACAGAGUGAAUGACACCACUGAUGGCAGGCACAUGUGGCUGGCACCAGUUCUUCCUGGUUUGGUGAAUAGGGUGUAUGUCAUUUUUGAUGUACCUACUACCGUGUCAAUGAUCAAGUUAUGGAAUUAUGCCAAGACACCUCAGAGAGGUGUGAAGGAGUUUGGUCUCCUGGUUGAUGAUUUGCUGGUGUACAAUGGGAUUCUGGACAUGGUGACCCAUGUGGUGUCAGGCAUCCUCCCCACGUGUGACCCCGAGGUGCCCUACCACACCAUCCUCUUCACAGAUGAUGAGAGGAUUUGCCACCAGGAGAGGAGAACUGUUAUCAGCAAUCACGUGGAGGAUCAGGAUGUACGAAUGAUGAAUGAAAAUGAGAUUGUCACCAGCAGCAAAAAGAAACGAGUUGUGGCUGAUCCGGCUCUGCGCCCCAAAACCUGCAUCAGUGAGAAAGGAUUGCAGAGGAGGAAAAGAUAACAAGGAAAGUCCUGAAUGGAUCCAGCCCUAAGUAACUGCAAUCCAGAUCUCCAAAAUAUGCAUAUCCAAAUGGAAGAUUUUCCAUGUCUGCUGCUGCUGAACCACCUCCUCUUGUUUUAUUUGCUACAGGAAAUUUUCUUCAGAAUGAAAUCUAAAGCAUGAAUUCAGUAUCCUGGGGGAUUUUUUGCUCAUGAUCUGUCCGAAUUUUCCCCCCUUAUCUCUUAAUUAAAAAUCCAGGGAAGAAGGAACAUAAUGAGAGAGUGGGAACCUUUCUCCUGACAACUGUUCUGCCAAGUACUGAGAACCUGGGUUAAGCAGGAUUGUCCAUAGUUUUUUUAGAUUAUUUCUAAAGCUUUUAUUCCUAAAUCCUAGCUGGAUGAUCAUGAAGAUCCUCACUAGAAGGAGGUGUUGCUUUAUCUCUGAUGCCUGUAAAUAGUUCUCUGGGAAAUGCACUUGUUAGAGAAAAUACUCUUUAGCUGUCUGUCUCUGGGCAUGUUUGGAUGCCAGGGCUGUCUGUAGGAGCUGCCACUGUUUCUGACACCCAGACAGGUUCCACUGGGCUUGCAGAAAUGUGAUGGAUGCCUUUAGGAAGUGGAGAUCAGGAAGUGGCUUUAUCAAGGUUUAAUAAGUGCAUUUCAGCUGUCACCUUUUCAUGUUUUGCAGUGAAAUAAUUAUUUCUCUCAUCAUUUCACUACCAUGGAAAAAGCAAGUGAGGUGUUUUGCCUGGAGUGCCAUUGACAGGUACUCUGCACAUCCUUCAGAGUCCUCCUGCUACAGAGCAAUGUUUUUUCCUCCUAUUUUGCCUGAAUUUAUAUGAAAAAGGAGGCCAUGCCUCUGUGCUGCACUAACCAGAUGUUGCCAGCAACAGAUCAUCACUUCUGAGAAAUGGUAAAUGCCUUUUAAUUAGAUGAAGGUAAGGAGAAAAGUGCAUUUUUAAACAAAAAUACCCUGCACAUGUAGUCAUUUAAAUAAAAACUCUAACCAAAUAAAUAUGCUGCAGAAUUUGCUAUGCAAAUGUACUUUUCCCUGAAAACUUGGUGUUUGUGACAACCUGUAAAUCUCUUCCCUGGAUUCUCAUUUAGAACUUGCUCAUUCCUGUAAUUCUGUGAUUGUUUCCAGAGAGAACUGAGUGCUGAAGUCAGGAUGUGCUUUCACACAUAAACCAGAGAUACUGGUGCAGCUCAGUUUAGAAUCAAACUGUGCUGCUUCCCUUUCUGUCCUGUCAGGAGUGUAAUAUCUUGUAUAUUUGCUUAUUAAAACAUCACUGCUGUUGCCUGAGCUGAAAGGACACAAGAUACCAAUGCAUUUCCCAGGUUUCUGUGUACUGAUGGAGCAAAAGAAUUUAUUUUGUACUAAAUACAAACUACUUUACUUUUAAAUGGAAAAUAGAGUGUGAGUACAUUGUACUUUGUGUAAGGGCUCUACCCAAGCUGCACUGACUAAAGAAUCCUCUUGUUCUGAGAACUCUCCCCUCGUUUGUGUCUGGUGUAAUUACACAAAAACUCAAAUGCUAAUUUUUGCUCCAAAUCAUGUAGCAGGCAACUCCAAAUGAAAAAGAGGAGGGGUAUUGGAAGGGCUCAGAUAUAAAUGUCUGUGUUUGGAAGGGGAGAGGGUGUAGCAAGGUUUUCAAGGUUUAAGGCACAAUCCCAGAUUUGUCAUGUGGGCGAUCUCUAGAUGGGAUGGGGAUUGUCACAUUGUUUGUUCUUCUGAGAAAAUAGCAUUGGCUGUGCAGAGAAAUGAAAUCUGCUGUUUCCUGGCACUGAACAGCAUCUUAUUGAUCUGAAAAUGUAUGAGGGGGAGAGGACUUCCUGUGCUCACCUGUCUUCUCUGUAUCUGUCUGAAGCGUCUCACGUCCUGUGUGGUGGGCUAAUGAUUUUUCAACCCUAAUGCUCCAGGUUUUGGAAAUUAUUGCAAACUUUUUGGUCGAGCUCAGAUGCUUUACAUUUCUCUCUGUGUUUCCCUACCACCAGGUCUUCCUCACCUCGGUGACUGCAGCUAAUUUUCAACCCCUUUUGCCCCUGGUAAAUCUGUAUCCAGUGCAGCUGGUCUGGCAUCUGCCACAGAGUGCAAUAGCUUCAACAUUUACCAUCCUCUCCCAGCAGCCCUUGUAGCCAUUCAGGAGAUUCCCACAACUGCCACAUUGUGGAAAGACCAUAGUCUUGAAAACAUUUUAAAAAGUUGUCAAGUUGUGGAACAUCCUCCCCUGCAGUGUUCUGUGAAAGAAGGGUUUGCCAGGCUGCUGUCUGGGAUGACAAAAACCACCAAGGCACAGCCUAAUGGAGUCCUUGGUUCUAGUCAGUCAUUCUAGAGAGCAGCAUAAUGUUUGGAAAAUACUUCAUUCAUCUCUGUGGGGUAGGAGCUGUCAGUGUUUGCCCUCCUAAUUGGAGCUGAGAUGAAAUGACCCUUUAUAUAACCAAAGAUAAUUAAGAGUCCUAGUCAGCCCUAUACAGUCAAACAUAGACACUUGACUCAUUUCCUCAGUAAAUCAGGGUUAAAAAAAAAAGGUUUAUUCCAUUUUGCAUCUUUUUUUUUCAAACUAACUACUCACAAGUACAUUCAUGUCAGUCUGGCAUUUACAGGAGGGACAAGAGAAAGAGUAAACAAGCAAUCAAGAAAAUCCCCACGGAGCUCUCGAGUCAAUGUCAGGCACAGUUUCAGCAGGAGUAAUUCAGCAAGGAUGUGCCCAGUAACAUCAUCUGACAUUGUCAACAGCACAGCAAAGGAAAAGGAAGGAUUCAUAGGAAGUCUUGCUGAAGAUUUUGAUGUAAAUUAAUAAAGUUUCACCCAGUUUCAAUAUCUUGGCCCUGCAAAGACCUUUAUGCCACAGUUGCUCACCUUUACCUGUUGUGGUUGGAUUUAAAGGGCUUGGAUCAAGAUAACAGAAAUGAAUUUGUUUGUCCCACAGUGACACUGAGAAGGGCAGAGGAUAAAGAAAUAAUCUGGGAGGAAGUACAUGCCAGGCUGCCUACUCUUUGAUCUAGGAAAAGAUAUUUUUGUCAGUCUUCACAGUGUAAUCUGAAAUACUUGGGAAGGCCUGCAACUUUUCAAUUUCUGCCUUUUUGUGCUUUAAUCCAGGAGCAUUUAAGCAGCAGGGAGAGGCACCUGUCCAUGGAUGAGGGAACAAGCAGUGAUGCAGGGUGUAAAGGGCAGCACAGAAGACAUGGAAACUUGUGUAUUCCUGAGUCAGGACACUCAUCCACAAACCCAGAGGAGCCACAUCCAGCAGCUGAAUUAAACUGAGCCCUGCUCAUGGCUUAGGCUGGACUGGGACAUGAAUUUCACUACAGCAUCCUGCUCAGGUGGGGCUGUUCUCUGGAAGAUGUGCUCCUGCUGCACUUGUACCAUGUCCCUGCUGUGCAUGCCCCUGGUGAUGCCCAGCCCUCCCACAUCAGGGCUGUCUGCUGUGCUUGGUGGCAUUGGCAGUGCCCAUGAGGGGCUGGGUGCUGUGGGAUGCAUGGAGCUCUUGGAACCCCCUGCAAUGGGCAGAGACAGGAACUGCUGCCACUGAGGCUGUGAGGGGGAGAGUGGUGCAUGAAGGAGGUUGAAUUUUUAAGCUUUCUGAAGUCUCCAGGAAAUUAUCCCUUCCUAUCAGAAGUCAGGUAGGAGCAAACAUGAAGGGCUGUAUUGACAUCUGGAUUCUGCCACGUGCAGGGGAUGAAUUCAGCUUUCCUUUGGUUGAUUGGUAAGAGAAGCAUUCCCCGCUCCCUCCUGCUCUCUGCUGUCCUCACUGCUGGAUGCAGCUCCACAGCAUCCUGGAGAGUACAGCCAGUGGUGGGGAUGCAGACCUUGUGUAGGGUGCCUUGGGCUGCCUUCUGUGUUCUGGGGCUGCUGAUCCAGGAGGCUGAGCUCCAGCAGGAGCUGCUCCUCUGGUAAAAGUCACUGAAAUAGUCAAACCUCUUCCAACAUUCUUCAAGAAAUGUAAACUCCAACAGACACCAGCUGGUGAUGGCUUCACCAUUGUCCUUCACCAUAUACUGCAGGUACUCAAACUGUGCACCCU
Molecule: messenger RNA, 9032 nt
Organism: Catharus ustulatus (Swainson's thrush)
Lineage: Eukaryota; Metazoa; Chordata; Aves; Passeriformes; Turdidae
Gene: KATNIP
Product: katanin interacting protein
Exons: 27
Coding region: 317-5032 (1571 amino acids)
Source: RefSeq, a predicted model, not a curated record